AUGCCAACCGCCAACCCCACCACCCCCAACCUCUGGCCCAAGUACUCCUCCCGCCUCUCCGGCGCCUGGAAAUGCAUCUCCUUCGAACAAAGGCACGCCCAAACCCACGACCUCCUCACCAAACCCCACGGCGACACUCCCCUCGGCCGCGUGCUCAUCUCCCCGCAAGGCUUCCUCUCCGCGCACGUCGCGAACCCGCAACGCCUAGCGCAGCCCCUUCCCUCCGGCAAAGCGUGGCAGACGGGCGGAGACGCCGAGGUGGCGCACGUGGCGCGCGGGCUGAGUAUGUAUUGUGGGUAUAUGGAGGUUUAUGAGGAUGAGGCGGGCCUGUGGUGGAGGACGAAGGUGGAGGUUUCGUCGGAUCCGGCGCGCAUGGGGGGUUAUGAGGUAAGGAGGGUGGAGUUGAUUCAGGAGGGGGGACGGGAGGUGAUGGUACUUAGGCCGGAGAGGGAUAUGGUUUUGGAGGAUGGGACGAAGGCGAGGGGAGAGUUGAAGUGGGUGAGGUUUGAAUGA
Messenger RNA from Neohortaea acidophila, 513 nucleotides. Its product is annotated as Lipocalin-like domain-containing protein. The record is from RefSeq and is a predicted model, not a curated record. The transcript is spliced from 2 exons. Bases 1 to 513 code for a protein of 170 amino acids. Lineage: Eukaryota; Fungi; Ascomycota; Dothideomycetes; Mycosphaerellales; Teratosphaeriaceae.